AUGGGGUCCACUUCCGAGUUUGAUCUCCACAAUAUCCAGGGAGAUAUCUGGCCUGGUUUGACGAAGAAAUAUCAGCAAUUCUUCUUUUUCAAUAUUGAGAAUCCUGCAGAUUUUAAACCCAUGCUGAAAGACCUGGCGGAUAAAGUCAUUACUUCCUCCCACGGUGCCCUGGUCAAUCGUGCUAUCAUACACAAAGCUAAAGCACCACCAUCAAGCGGACUGAACGUAGCUGGGGCUGGUUUAAACCUGGCGCGAGACGUGCUUACUGCCAUACACGAUUCCCUCCCGCCCCAUCAUGAGAUCCAGAAGGCUAAAGGAUCGGACCAUGUCAGCAUAACCGGGGUGAACAUAUCUUUCACCAAAAGGGGAAUGGCCAAGCUGAGCAAGGAAACGUUCAAAGAUGACCCACUACUCAAGGGCAUGUUCGCGGAUAUGGUGGGUGAAGGCAGAGAUGAAGCCAAAGAUUGGAUUCCUGAGUUCAGAGAUGGAUCCGUUGAUGGGGUGUUGCUGGUGUGCGGUACCGAACACGAAGUCAAGGAAAAAGUCAACGAGCUAGCCCAGAAGUACCUCGGUAAAAAGCAAGGCAUUCGUCAUCUCUUGACCUUGGAUGGCGUAGAAAGAUCCGGAGACGCAAAGGGCCAUGAGCACUUUGGGUUUUUGGAUGGCAUUUCGCAGCCACUUAUCAUAGGCCUCGAUGACGAAACCGCAGAGAAACCUGGAGCUCGCAAGCAUCUCACUCGUCCCGGAAUUAUCAUAUUUGGACACGACGGGGAGAUGGACAAUGAUCCGCGCUUGAUGCAUCCCCCUUGGGCCAAGGACGGCAGUAUUUAUGUCUUUCGCAAGUUAAGGCAAUUCGUGCCUGAGUUUGACAGGUUCCUGGAAAAAGAGGCUCCAAGACUAAAAUUCAACAAAGAGCAAUUGGGAGCUCGAAUUGUCGGUCGCUGGAAAAGCGGAGCACCUGUUCAGUUGCAUCCCAAUGCGGACUGCAAGGCGGAUGCGAAGUUCAACAACUUUGACUAUCCCUUGGAUGACCAGCUCAACUGCCCAUUUGCAUCACAUAUGCGCAAGACCAAGCCCCGGGGUAUAGUUGAGAACCGAGAUAAAUUCGACAUCAUGCGCCGUGGUAUCCCUUACGGACCGGAGGUCGGUCCCGAUGAGAAGGAGAAGACCAAAUUAGACCGUGGCCUUAUGUUCACGUGCUAUCAAACCAGUCUUUCCAACGGCUUCCAGUUUAUCAAGAACCGAUGGGUCAAUCCUGAUACGUUCCCGGCUGAUAAGACUAAAUUCACUGGCGGUAUGAACCCGGGACAGGAUCCCAUUAUUGGCCAGUCGGUCAAGGGUGCCAUCGAAGAGGAUGACAAAGUCAUGAACAUGAGCAUCCACGAUGGUGAGGGCAAGCACAACAAGAUCACCUUCGAACCCUUCAUCCAGUCCAAUGGCGGUGAUUACUUUUUCACCCCAUCUCUCAAGCUUCUUCGUGACCUUGCAGUGGCUCCAGCUGUUUAG
This is a messenger RNA of Penicillium canescens, 1506 nucleotides long. RefSeq names its product Dyp-type peroxidase. The transcript is spliced from 8 exons. Gene Ontology annotation, molecular function: peroxidase activity; heme binding. Gene Ontology annotation, cellular component: cytosol. The record is from RefSeq and is a predicted model, not a curated record. NCBI's taxonomy places the organism in Eukaryota, Fungi, Ascomycota, Eurotiomycetes, Eurotiales, Aspergillaceae. The coding region runs from base 1 to 1506 and encodes 501 amino acids.